Molecule: messenger RNA, 1064 nt
Organism: Hymenoscyphus albidus
Lineage: Eukaryota; Fungi; Ascomycota; Leotiomycetes; Helotiales; Helotiaceae
Source: the annotation of a GenBank genome assembly
AUGGCAGACUUACCACGAGUAUUCGGUCAUUUAGUUCAGAGUGAACUUUCGAAGGCACCAUGCACGAACACCCACGAAGAUUUGCAUACUGCGAUAGAUACGCUUUCUGGUUUGACUAGGGCAUGCGAAUCUGUAUUAUCGGAUAUCAUUGAGCGAGGAGAUAAUCCAAAUCUUUGCCGUACAAUGAAAAGAGUGAACAAUGUACUUGCGUGGGAUAAAUGGUGGCUUAGCUACCUAUUCUUCGGGGAACAGAGCUGAUAGUUCUAGUAUUAGAAACCACGAAAGCGAAGCGCUCCGAUCCCCACUUUCUAUUCCGCGCGCACAAAAGAAUUGGUGGAGGCCAGCCUGUGUUCACUCCAGAAAUAAAUCUCGAGUUUGAUCAAAGAUUCAGGUGCACAACCUCUACUGAUGAUCUCGCCCAACGAUUGGCUGUACACUUGAACAAGUUCAAUUUGGAGAGGCAACUUGAGGAGAAAAUAGUCACCCAUUUCGUGUCUAUGAGCCCGCAACUGGAAUGGGCAUUCCACGCCACGGGACAAAGAUGGCAGGAAAAAGAUCCUGAUGAGGAAGUUGGACUCGCUAUAUUCUACUUCAAGAUAUUACAGCAGGACCCGAACAUCGCAAUCUUCCGGGUUGAAGACAUCCUUGAUUUCCUCAUAGCAGAACGCAAGGACUACAUCAUAACAGAGGAACUUGCCGAAUGGGCGCGAAAUUGCGACGAGUACAUCUCGUUCGGUGAGAUCCCCACAGUUGGGUUUGUAAACUGGAUAACUUGGGAAAAUCUGUCGUCACCGUCAAGCAUACUUCCGUCUUGCUUUCUGGAUAUCUACACCCUUGGGAACUACAGAAAAUGGAUAAAACAGGACCGUAAUCAACAAAAUCUAGAUCCGGACACGAUUAGGAGUAGGGUUUUUGAAUUUACAAAACUGUUGUGUGGGACUCAAGAGAAUCUCUUCUACCCAUUGCGCGAGCUGGUGCUGAAGCCAGGACUUCAAUUCUGGGGCUACACAUGGAAUGCGGAACAGAUAUUUGGGGGAGAAUAUGGAGGAUCUCUCUACACUUAG